AAGUGCCUCCUAGUUGGCUGGGCUGCAACAGGCCACUCUUCACACUGGGCAUCUCUCUCCUUGUCCUGCCUCUUUUAUGAUGGGCAAGCUGAAGACUCUGCUACUGCCAGGGCUGCUCCUAUGGGUCUUCAAGGUAAGCAGCACAACCCAGUGUGAGUCGAAUGAGUUUAAACACGAGAACUUCUGCUGCCAACUCUGCCCUGCUGGCACUCACCUCAUUAAUCCAUGCCACAGGAACCGUGGUGAGAGUGAAUGUGCCCCAUGUCAAGCUCAGCACUUCAUAGAUGUGAACAACAGGGAACCUGUCUGCUCUCGCUGCUCUAAGUGCCGGGAUGACCAAGAAGAAGUGUCCGAGUGCUCCAGUACUGCUGAUCGUAAGUGCUGGUGUAAGCAGGGCACCUACUGUGAUUCUGAAAACUGUUUGGAGAUGUGCCAUGAUUGCAGCAGCUGUCCUGAGGGCAGAGUCAUCCAGGAAUGCAAUGCCACAAUGGACACUGUGUGUGACUCCAAGCAAGGACUGUCAGGCCACUCCCCUGAGCUUUGGGUUAUUUUGGUUUCCAUAGCUGCCGCUAUUGCCACCGUUGCCAUCGCUGCCGCCGGUGUCAUUGCCUUCAUUCGCUACUCCCGUCAUAAAAAAGAUAGAAGAGCCCUAAAUGAUGUCAACGACACCGUCUCAACCUCCACUAUGCUAUAGAGUCCUGGAAGGUAAGCAGAUGGCAUUCCUGAAGCUCACCCGGAUUGAAAGAAGUUGAAAUUCCUGAGGUGCACGGACGGUUAAGGACUCAAUGAACAACGACAGCUCAACACUAUUGUUUCUAAACUUGAGAGAGACCUUUCGGAAACUGUGACAAUUUAGCUGCUAAAGCUCGUGUUUGUCUUGCCCUCAAGACAGAGUCAAAUGUCUUUUGGUACAGGACUAACAUUCCUUUGGAGCCGAUACCCUUCCUUCCGAUGGCACACCCUGUAGACCACAGAUCUGUGGCAUGCCUUUCUCUCCUGUGAAGCUGACAGUUCUCUGUGCAGCUAGAGGGCUUCCCUCCUUGAAGCCUGCCAUGACUGGCCUCAGAGAUAUGAGGCUUUGUGCUGUGAACUUGUAAGCUAGAAUGAGUUUGGGCUUCUGGUUCUCAGAAUGUCUUCUUAGAAGCUGAGGAUGGGAGGACCCAAAAUAUUGUCCUUUGAGCCCACAUCAGGGUGUGACUCAGACAAGGUGCUUUGUUAUACACAUAAGUUCAUAACAAACCCACCCUGGUGGGCCACCCUGAGCAACUGUGGACUUUGGGACACCAGGCAUUGGGAUUAGUGUCUGUGUUUUUAGGUUCUCUAUUCCCCAGGCAUCUUAAGAACUAGCUUUAGUCAAAUAUAGUAAGAAGGUAUAGGUGUGAAUAAGAGUUUCUCAGAAGCUAUGUUUACAUGUUAAUUGAUUAACUUAUUAUUAUUUUUAUUUUGUUCUUGUGUUUCGAGAUAGGGUUUCUCUGUGUAGCCACGGCUGCCCUGGAUCUCCCUUUGUAGACCAGGCUGGCCUGGAACUCACAGAGAUCUGCCUGUUUUUACCUCCUGAGUGCUAGCAUUAAAGGCAUACGCCAUCGCCACCCGGCUGGGAUUGAAGGUGGACACCAGCACCGCUCAGCUAACAGAACCCAGCUUUAUGGAAGGGGCCUUGUGAAGUGUGUCAAUGUGAACACGUCUUAAGUUUUAUUGUACACAAUUGAUCGAGUUGAUUAUCAUCAAAAAACUUUCUCCCAAAAUUGUGCUGUGCUCAAAUAUAGCUAAAGUAUACAGCUGCGGUCAGACUUCAGAAGUUUGGACUAGUGCAGGCGAAGUCGUGUUGAACUGGAUUUCCUUUUCGCCUCUAUUGGAUCAUUACUCUGCCAGCCUUGGUGUUUGCGGAGAUCCCCAAACAUCCUAACAACAGAUAAAAACAACAACAACAACCACAACAACAACACUAUAGAAUUAUUCCGUUGAUAGAACUCUAUUCUCCACCAGUCCAAGUACUGUGAAUGCUGUCAUGCACUUGAAGCUGUAGCUGAUUACCACUGUGCCUUAACUCUUAACUCUUCCUCUCAUGUGCCUUACUUUAUAACGUUUUGUUCUGGUCUAUAAAACUCCAUGGAGCCAUGAAAUUGGGAUAGCUAAACCCGUUUCUAGGGCCACAGUCAUUGAAGUUUGGGACCAGGAUAAAGUAUUUCUAAUUCCCUUUGAAAACUAUUUUCAUCUCUACUUCAGGACUGGGGUCAGUGACAAUGCCCAAGACCUGCUUAUGUGCUUUAAGUUUUUUGAAAUGCUAAUGCUGCCAAGGUAGUGCCUCUGCCCAAAGUUGUACAAUAUCACAGUAUAUGUUUUGGUCAUUUCCUUUUCCUUGACAUAAUGUGAUGGUUAAUUCUUUAAAUUAAAAAAAAAUAUUUUAUUUGA
Rattus norvegicus (Norway rat) is the source of this 2412-nucleotide messenger RNA. RefSeq names its product tumor necrosis factor receptor superfamily, member 26 (gene Tnfrsf26). NCBI's taxonomy places the organism in Eukaryota, Metazoa, Chordata, Mammalia, Rodentia, Muridae. The coding region runs from base 77 to 694 and encodes 205 amino acids. The transcript is spliced from 8 exons. The record is from RefSeq and is marked validated. Gene Ontology annotation, cellular component: membrane.